Molecule: messenger RNA, 133 nt
Organism: Racocetra persica
Lineage: Eukaryota; Fungi; Glomeromycota; Glomeromycetes; Diversisporales; Gigasporaceae
Source: the annotation of a GenBank genome assembly
AUGCUUGAAUCAAAUAUUCAAUAUGAGAAUGAAUUAACUGAAGGUAGUUUUGAAACUACUAAUGAUACCAUUGAUUUAACAGAAAGUAUAUCAACUAAGCCAACAGUCGAACUAACAAAUACUAGUGAAGAAA